Diaporthe batatas is the source of this 2067-nucleotide messenger RNA. RefSeq lists its product as uncharacterized. The transcript is spliced from 4 exons. The coding region runs from base 465 to 1874 and encodes 469 amino acids. NCBI's taxonomy places the organism in Eukaryota, Fungi, Ascomycota, Sordariomycetes, Diaporthales, Diaporthaceae. The record is from RefSeq and is a predicted model, not a curated record.
CUGAACCAACGACCGCAGAGGUCGCCUCAACGGCCCGCCCUGCCUGUCAGACUUUAGUGUGCCACACCCAACCAAACUUCAAGCUCCUCGGCUACGAAGUCAUUAGAUAACUCAAUCAUGUUUCCUGUCGCAGCGCAUAAAAUCUGGGGAAACCGUACAGCAGAGGCGCAUCUAGCCGGGUAGGAUGAUCAUCCAGGUUGUAUCCUACCACGGGUCUCAAGAUGGGACGAACCGGUCAGUAUCCCAAAACCCCCAGUUCUACUAUACCCCUUUCUACGAUUCUAUGCAGAAAUGACAGCUGUUUACGGGCUGUGUCUGUGUAAACUGGGGCUCUGUCUGCUCUUCCGGUCUGGGCAUUCUGCGAAGACAUGGCAUAAACAAAAUCUCCUGCGGCACCGAUUCCAUGAGUUCCAGACUUUCCAACGUUCUUAUCGCUCACUUUUUGAUCUCAUUUCGUAAUCGUCAUGUCGACUGACGGGCCUUUCCCACCUCUGAUGGACCCUUCAACCUUGCCCCACGAUUCCCUCGUCCCAAAUAUCAUUGUAUGCGCGGUUGUAACCUGGGCGAUCGCGGCUGUUUUUGUGGCGCUGCGCUUCUACACUAGGACAUGCAUUCUCAGUGUAGUUGGCUGGUCUGACUGGCUCAUUCUAAUAUCGUGGAUUUUCUCCUGCGGCGUAACUACCAGCGCUAUCGAGCAGAGUCAGCGAGGAAUAGGAAAGCACAUGUACGACUAUGACUGGAUGGCAAAUUUGAGCCCAUUCCAAAAAUCGGCAUGGUAUGGCGUGCUUUUCUACACGCUUUCUUUAGGCUUUUCCAAGAUAUCAAUGGUGUUGCUGUAUCUCAGUUUGUUUUCUUAUCACUGGAUUAGAGUUGCAGGGAGGCUGGUCCUCGCUACGGUCAUAAUAGCGACUCUAUGGAUGCUGUGCAUUGUUUUCACAGCCUGCAUUCCUCUGGAGGCGUACUGGGUGUUUGCCCUCCGUGAGAAGGCUUAUUGUCAGCCACAAAGCGCGUGGUGGGCAAGCGUAGGACUUCACAUGUCAACAGACUUUAUAAUAUUUGCACUACCUCUCCCCGUUCUGCCGACACUCCGCAUGCCUAGACGUCAGAAAUGGAUGCUGGCUAUGGUGUUUUCACUAGGGUUCUUCGUUUGCAUAGUGUCAAUUGUCCGACUAAUGAAACUGCUUCAAACGGAAAACCACCCGUCUCUCGACUUCUCCUACGACGGCGCCGAUCUUGUUUACUGGACCUCGAUUGAGGUGCAAGGUGCAAUUGUCUGUGCAUGCGCAGUCACCCUUAAGCCACUUCUGAACCAAUGGAUGCCCAGGUGGUUUUCUGUCUACCGACAAAACAACACCCUCGGUCAGAAUCCAGCACCCCUGACGAUUGGACAGAGGGCAAGCAGGAGGAAGCUGAGCAAGGUUGAGCAGCACACCACCAGCCACGACAGCUGGACUGUCGAGAGGCCAAGCAAAGACCUGGAGGCCGGGUCUAUGGGUACUCGGGCCGUUCUAAACUUCGACCUCCGGAUCGACAGUCUCGAACAGGACCGCACAGGGGAUGCCGCAUUUUCUGUUCAGAUGAGCGACCUCCCUUCUGAGAGAAGGCUGGGGCAGAACGCAGCAUCAGAUCGCGACGCCACGCACUUCAUGCCGCCACCGCCGCCUAAUGUGCACAGGAGCUCAGUUUCUGCGUUGCGAGGCCUGGCAGUUGGGGCUUUCCUCGACGAUUCUUCGCUUAGAAGACAGCAUCGUGCCUCAGGGUCUGGGCAUCGGCGGUCCCUGACGAGCUCGGGAUUAUACGACUCGUCCUCCGAAAGGCUGGAUUGGGACUUGGAAAGAACCACAUCCGACGGUUCGACCCCCUGGAGAGGCUAACACUGUUCUUUGUGAUAGAAGUGACGAACGGACCUUCAAAAUGCUUUGAGAUAGUAUGAUAGUUCUUGGACGUGUGCGGAAUAGACGAAACCAGAUAGUAUGAUAGUGUGAAAAACUACUACGCGCUUGUGUUUUGUGUGCCGAGUCGCAGCCUUGGAAAUUCGACUUGGAUAUAAUCAAUGAUCGAAAUGUU